This is a messenger RNA of Stylonychia lemnae, 1068 nucleotides long. The record is from the annotation of a GenBank genome assembly. NCBI's taxonomy places the organism in Eukaryota, Ciliophora, Spirotrichea, Sporadotrichida, Oxytrichidae.
AUGAUGAAUUUGUCAAUGUUUUUAGAUGUCUAGCCAAAGGCAUAAUCUCAAUCAGAAAUUUUCAAAACCUAUAAGCUCACUGAUUUCCCUGUGAAUAAGAAAAGAAUUUGCUGUCUACAAUGGAAUAAAAGUGGUUCUAAAUUGGCCAUUGGCUCAUAUGAUACAACUAUAAAGAUGUUUUCUUUAGAUGGCUACGGAUUAACUAAGACCUAGGAAUAUAAAGGUCACUCAGAUUAAGUAGAGUCACUAGCUUGGCAUCCAACAAACGAAUCUGUAUUCGUGACUACAUCAAUGGAUAAGACAAUUAGAAUAUGGGACGCAAAGGCGGGUAAAUAGGUCAGGAGUGACAAGACAAAGGAGGAGAAUUUGAGCCUUACUUUCAAUCCAGAUGGAAACAUUUUAGGAGUUUCUAAUAUAUAAGAAGAACUUUGUUUCUAUGACUUCAGAAUGUGGAAAAUUAUCAAGCAGAUAAAAUUUAAGAAUGAGGUUAAUGACUUUACUUGGGACAAGUCAGCUAAUGGAUAGGCAUUAUUAGUAGCUGAUUCUUCAGGUGCUAUCUCUGUUUUUAAUGGUCAGACUCUUUCAUCCUAACCUCUCGCAACUUUGAACUAUCACUAUACACCCUGCAACUCUCUAGCUGUUGAUCCAAACAAUAACUACUUUGUCUCAGGUGGUAGUGACUCGCUAAUAUGCCUCUGGGACAUGCAAGAAUUUAUCACUUUUAAUACCAUCUCAAAUAAUGAUUUCAAGGUACUAGCUUUAAAUAUUUCUUAUGAUGGGUAAUAUAUUGCCUCAAUCAGUGAAGAUGACUUUAAUAAGAAAUUCUACGUCGAAGUCUAUGAGGGACUUACUAAAAAUAAAUCCAAUGAGGAAGCUAUAGAUAUUGAUUCCUAAUACAGUUCUUCAAGUAAUGGAUUUGGAGGACUAAAUACAAAGCAGACUCUUUAUAGUUAUAGCUCUUCUUCAAGUAAGAUAUGCCUUUAAUGGCAUCCAAAGAGGAAUAUACUUGCUUUUGCAGGCGAGGAGAAGAAUGAGGGUCUAGUUCAUUUACUUCACCCAACUGUCUGA